UCGAGAGAAAAAGCACAACAUUAGGUCGGCAGAAAUUGUGUACGCCUGCGCCCUUGACAUGCUGCGGUCUCGCUAUUUUCAAACAGCUGCACUUGAAAGUGUUAGCUGCUGGAUGUCAACCAAGCCGACUCGAAUAACAUGAAUUCUUAAUAUAUAAAUUCACACAGUAGCCUUCGUGGAGUCCAUUUAUAUGUAAGGAUAUCAACUGGCCGAGAGCAACCGUACACGUCAUGUGUAGCGCGAGCCAAAUCACUUGAAGUUCGCUGGACAUUAUUUCAUUUUCUUAUUCGGCACACGGAGACUGCUCUAGAUAGCUCACGGUUUUUGAGAUGAUCAAUUUCUGCAAUGGCGAGGGGUCUGUUUUCACGGGCCUGGUUGUCAAAGACUUCCCACUUUCAGGCUCGUCUGUCCUAUAUUCGAGUAAAGUAUCUCUUUCUCACAUGGCUUGCUGUGUUUGUGAGCAGCUGGGUUGUGUAUGUGCAGUACUCAACUUACUCUGAGCUGUGCAGAGGACGUGAAUGCAAGAGCAUCAUUUGUGAAAAAUACAGCAAAGGCAUUAUUGAUGGCUCUGCCUGUAGCAGCCUGUGUGAAGAAAGCUCACUGUACUUUGGAAGGUGCCUCUCCACCAAGCCAAACAAUCAGGUCUAUACAGGCAGCUGGGGUGAUCAUGAUGGUGUCAUCAAGUGUCAUCUGACUGACAUCCUACACUAUGAGCUGGGAGAUGAGCUGGAGCCGAAGAAAGAGGUCGCACUCUUUGAUAAACCCACUCGAGGAACCUCUGUAGAGAAGUUCAAAGAGAUGGUUGCCAGUCAUUUGAAGGCAAAAGUUGGAGAGCAAGCCAACCUCUCCAGUUUGGUAAGCCUGAUUUUUUCAUUGGCGGACAGCAAUAAAGACGGCCACAUCUCUCUCCCAGAAGCCAAGUCCGCAUGGGCUUUGCUGCAACUCAACGAGGUUCUGCUAGCAGUGGUGCUCCAGGACCGGGAGCACACACCUAGACUGUUGGGCUUCUGUGGGGACCUGUACGUAGUGGAGCGGGUGCCUCACACUCCCCUGUACGGGCUCAGUUUGCCAUGGCCCAUGGAACUUUGGAUUCCUACGGGCAUGAGGCGAAACAUGGAGCAGUGGUUCACACCUUCCUGGCCCCGCAAAGCAAAAAUUUUUAUCGGCUUGCUGGAGCUUAUAGAAGACAUCUUCCAUGGUACUUUUGGGAGCUUCUUAAUGUGCGACAUGAGAGCCAGUACUUUUGGUUACACCAAUCGCCAUGACCUCAGGCUGGUGGACGGGCGGCGUGUAGUAGCUGAGGAGGCAUUCAAACAGGCCAUGAUCCUUCAGCGCUGUGAGGAUGAUAAGGACUGCAUCUAUGGUGUGGACUGUAGGACUUCAUGCAACCACGUAGAACACCGAUGCAAGGCCGAGGUGGCUCAACCCAACCUGGCCAGGGCUUGCGGAGCACUGAAGGAUUACCUCCUACGAGGAGCUCCGGUCCAUCUACAGAAGGAGCUGGAGAAGCAGCUGUUCGCCUGCAUGGCACUCAAAGGUUCAGCUGAGCAGAUGGAAAUGGAGCACUCGCUCAUUCUCAACAACCUCAAGACACUGCUAUGGAAACAGAUCUCACACACCAAUGAUUCCUGAAGAGAAAUGAAGAUGCACUGGUAACAACAUUCAGAUUCUAGAAUGUCUUCUGAAGCACUUCAGGCCAUUGUGAAACUGGCUGGAAAUUACAAUGCUGGUAGCAAAGUGGCUGGAAAAUAGGCUGAUGGCAGUAUUCAUUGCUGCUUGAUACUUAAGUUCUUUUUCAUGACAAGAAUAGAUAGAUUCAUGAUAGAAUUAAAACCAUGAGGAAUUAUUGCUCAGGUUCAAUUUAAGAACUAAAAUGGAUACUCAUCCCCAAAAUGAACAUUUUGUCAUUAAUCACUUACCCCCAUGUUGAUCGUCUUCAGAACGCAAUUUAAGAUAUUUUGGAUAUUUUGCAUCAGAACAGUCCUUCUGCAAUCAGUUGUUGAACCGUAAUGUUAUGAAUGCGACAAGAAUACUUUUGUAUGCAUAGAAAACAAAAAUAACGAUUUUAUUUAACAGUUUGUCUCCACUGUGUCCAAAGCAGCAUUUUGGACAGCAUAACAUCCACUUAACGCAACCAGCUUACGAUCUUCUGUGUCAGCCACGCUGCACGGAUGCGCUGUUUCCAUUCAAAUCAAAGCAUAAAUACACAUAGAAAAUGUAUCCUUGUGUAGUGGCUGACACAGAAGAGUGUAAUCUGCAUGCAUUCAGCUCAUAUUCUCCAAAAUGGUGCUACGGAGAUGAACCAAGUUUUUAUGGGUUUGGAACGACAUGGGGGGUGAGUAAGUAUCCCUUUAAAGGGGUCCUAUUGUACUCUUUUACAAAGUCCUGAUUUUGUUUUGGGGUGUACUAGAACAGGCUGUCAUACUAGGUUGUGCGAAAAACAAAAAUUUUCACAUAUUUUCCAUGACAACACCCCUCAAACAAGUCUGGCAUGAAAGGCUCAAAGAGUUCCUGUAUCAAGUUUAAGGCCCGCCUUCUGAAAUACGAUAUGUGCUGUGAUUGGUUAGCUGGGCUAGUGUGUGUUGUCAUUGGCAGUACUCGGUGCCUGGUUGGGAAAUGUCAUGCCCCUUACCAUAGAUGUCUGCGAGCUUCAGUGUAAACUGCUUCAACAUUAAAUCAGAUUGAGCGUAAUUUAAACCCGAAUGAUUGUAACCAUUCUAAGUUCAUCUGUCUUGGGAAAGAUAGCGUGUCUCCGACACAGUGAUAACACUCAUCCCAUUUAUUAGUAUUUGUGAUAUCACAAAUCCCGGAAAAUAUGCGCUGUAGUCCAAACGAGUCAUUUGUUGUAGUUUUUGAAAAGUAACUGCAGAUCUUUUUUAUGCUCAAACAGCAACAUUACAGACUAACUAAAGUUGAAAAAGCAUAAUAGGACCUCUUUGAGGAGUAACAUUAUUUUCGUGUCUUGGUGCUUUGUCAUACACAGUUGAUCAGUGAUCAUGUUUAUUUUACCCUUCCUUCAGCUCUUAUGAAGGAGCAAAUGACACUAACUUUACAUCCAUUGUUGGAUGUCAACAUAGAAAGCACUCGCCACAGACUGUGGUUGUGUAAGUCUCCUGUUGUAAUGUUUGUCACAUAAGCACAGCAAAAAGAGCCAUAAACGAGCCAUUUUGAAAUGGGCACAUUAAUCCAAUGCCUUGAUAUGCAUGUUGUCAUUGGGUGUGUUUGAUGCUUGUGGGUGAAAACGCCUCAUUCUUUGUACUUAAACAAUCCUUGGAAAUGGUCAGACUGAUCUGAAUGUUACAGAUUCCAAUAUAAGGUUACAUUUGUUAUAAUACUUAAAACAAGUUCAUAAAACAAUACUUUUAAAGCAUUAGUCUGUGUUAAUGUUAAUUUAUAUGUGUACAGAUACAUUUACAGCAUCUCAAGUUGUAUAAUGUAUUACAAACGUGAAUUACCUUAGAAUAAUAUUUCAAAAUGAACAUUAACCUAGAUUAAUAAAUGCUGUGAACUGUUAAUUAGUUUGUGAUACCAAAUCCAAUUUUAAAGGUUUAACGCAGCUCACACUACACAACUUUUGCUUGGAUUUACAAGGUCUGUGACAGAAUCCCUGGAACCCAGCCAAAUCAGUGCCCAUUGUAGUUGCUUUGAGCAGGUCAGCAUCAUGAUCUGAGCUGUUCUCGAGCAGUCGCACUAUUAUUUUCUAAUCUAUUUGAUAUUAUUGUUAAACAGGGUGCGAUGCAAUGACAAGGUGGAAACUAAUCUAGCCAACAACAGUCCAGAUGUUAUAAAUGGAAAAAUCACUUGCAUGAAAUUGUGUGAGAAAAUGUUGACCAAAUGUCUUGUAGUUUGUGAAUCUCUUCAACAUUGUAUUGUGUAGUAUGUGUGCUGCUAUGACAAGAAACUUUGUUGUGUAGUGUAAACACCACAGAAGUCCAAGGGCCGUUUCAUUAAGGAGAUUCAACAAACUCUUGAGUUUAAACUUGAACUCUGAGUUGACUUACCCUGAGAUGGGAAACUCUGGAUUUUUCGGUUACAGAACAGCUGAAAUGAGUUGGUUUAAUCAACUCUAAAUUGACUGACUCGGAGUUAGCGUGCACCACAACUAUAAAAGCUGAUAUUACAAUUCACCAUGGCAACAGCUAAAUAACAGAUUGUAAAUGAUUAUAUUUAUUACAAUUAUAAAUAGUUGUAUCAUUAUUGAACACUCAUUAGGGACUUUACAUCCACUUUUAGAACAUUUUGUUCUUUUUUUUUUAAAUAAAUUCUAAUGUGACGUGAUGGAAAAAGUGAGAAGAACGAUCUCGGCAAAAGCCAGACUCUUAACCCAAUCAAUCGCGUUACGAGCUAGUUAUCUGUGCCCAAAAUAUUACUGCCCAGCAUUGGAGCCAUUAUUCACAUGUGUCGUAUUUAACCUUGUGUGUCAAUGGAGGGCGGAGCUACAGUAGAUUUGCACUUAGAAAUGGACACUCAGAAUAAUCUUGUUUUCCAUUUGCAUUAAGAUAGUUUUUAGUUUUUUAGUCCCAUUUUAAUCAAGUUAAAUGUACUUAAUUUAGACCCCCCCCCCCCCCCCCAAGAAACAAGACUAAGUAUAUCAUUUUCUUAUAUAGAAAAUCAAUCUUUAUUUUAUUUUAUUUGUAAUUAUAUUUGUAUUUGUGAGGAAAAAAACACUUAGUAAUAAGAGCAUUUUCCCAGCGUGCAUCAGUGAAGUGUUUAAAAAUGGGGAGGAGACCGAAAGAAACUCUGGGUUUAUCAAAGAAUUCAUAGUAACCAUGGUAACUGACUCAAGAGUAUAAGUUAGCUCUAUCAGAAACAGGCUUGACUUACCCUGCUUUCUCAGGUUUGACAAACCUUCCAUUCUGAAACAGAAAACCUAGAGUUUCCCUCAUUUUAGGGUUAACAUACUCAGUUUUCACAUAACCUCCUUUAUGAAAUGGCCCCAGGUAGUCUUACAGUUCUGUAGUGUGAGCUUGCCCUUGUUGAUCUGAAUGUUUACAAGAGUGAGUCUUGAAAAUAAUGCUGGGAGGUCCUUUUCAACCAUGGAAGUUCAAAACAUUGAUCAUUUUUUAUUUUGGUUUGUUGGGUUCCUAAUUUGUACUUCUAAGGCAUUUCUAGUGAAAACCAUCUUGAUAUGAUAAAAAUGAGAUUUUAAUCUAAAAACAAUAUGAAAUGUUUAUCAGUCAUGAUUCUUGAUGUACUUAUGAAGAGAGUGUCGUUUUUUUAUGGUGGAUUUUUCAGUGGGAUGUUUCAGAUUGCGUGUCAGCAGACAGACUGCUUCAGUUUUGUGUAUUCAUAAAUCAUACUGCUGCUGAUUAAGAGUUAAAUUGAGAUUUUUAUAAGAUCUGAUUGCAUGACUUUGCACAUUAAAAGUGUUUCAAAUAAUA
This is a messenger RNA of Carassius gibelio (silver crucian carp), 5381 nucleotides long. RefSeq names its product divergent protein kinase domain 1Aa (gene dipk1aa). Gene Ontology annotation, molecular function: calcium ion binding. The coding region runs from base 346 to 1632 and encodes 428 amino acids. The transcript is spliced from 5 exons. Lineage: Eukaryota; Metazoa; Chordata; Actinopteri; Cypriniformes; Cyprinidae. The record is from RefSeq and is a predicted model, not a curated record.